UAAUGUUAAUAUUAUAGAUAAUAGAAAUGUCAGCUCAGCCAAUAUAUAAAACAAAAAUUCACCACCAAUUUAUUAUAUAUCAAUUUUAAUUAUUUUCAUGAUAAACUGGGUGCAACAUUUGAUGCCUGUUAGGUGACGUAAUUUCAUCUGAAAUAAUAGAAUGCGAUAACUGGAAUUUUCUGUUUCUUUUUCGUGUGACAAUUUGAUUAGAAAUGGAGGGAAACUUUCUCUUAAGACUCUUUACUCUUUCUCAAGGUCUGUUUCUAGCAACCAGUUCCAUUAAUCAUCACGAUGCUGACCAUAAUUCAACUUUCCAAGAUCCAUGUGUAUCAUUCUCAAUCAUUGACGAUAACUGGCGGUAUGUCAAUAAUACGAUAGCAGAUGAGCAUUGUGAUAUGGAUAUCACCGAAGGAUGGUAUAGGAUGGACAUCAAUGGACGACCUGCUACCAUACCUACUGUAUGCAUAAAGGGACCAGCAUGUGGUGUCCGAGUACCGCUUCAUAUCGAGUUCGUCUAUGAUGCACCACUUCCUGGACAAAUUGAAGAUGCCUCUAUUUGUGGGUCACACCAUAUCGAAGGGAAAUGGGACUGCUGUGUUCUCAGACGAAUGGCAAAAGUAAAGAACUGCGAAGGAUUUUAUGUUUACAAAUUGACAUCACUAGACCGUUGUAACGCUGGGUAUUGUGUUAUAGGAGAUACAAAUGAUGUAGGACGUUUUACAGUCAAGACUGGAGAAACCGUUCACCCAUCAGAUUAUGGCAUGCAUGGUUUUAGCUACUCUCCACCUACCAAUCCAGAUUACGACUUACGUGACAAUCAUGACAAUCAUCCAAUCCGGACACGUGAUAUUACAUCUGUAUUGGAAGAUCAACCUAUCACUUGUAACGAAGGAUAUCUUCCCUGUCUAGAUAACAAAGAGUGCUACCAUAAUGCCACUAGAUGUAAUAAUGAGUUCGACUGUGUUGAUCGGUCAGAUGAAGAUAACUGUCAACCGGUAAUCUAUUGCCCAGAAGGUUCAUACAAGUGUGGCAAUGGUAGAUGUGCAGUAAAAUCAGACGACUGUCGACAGGCAUCCUCUAGUGGAGUAUCAACCAACAUUUACAGUCCAUCAAUAGCUUACAGUAUCAAUCCUCAAAAAACAGAAGCAAUUGAUUCUACAACAAUUGCCGAUCUUGAAACAAUGUUUAGUGUUCAUCCAACAACAGUUCGAAAGCAUUUCGAACUCCAGUCUUCUCACACAGCUUAUCUAACAAAUACCGAGAUGACAACAAAUCAUGCAAAUACUAGUAUAAGGACGCUAAGUGACACACAUAGAACCCUAAAUUAUAGCGUUAGGGCUAUCGAAGGAAUUUUUCGUUCCACAACAAGACUUACGCCGAUAACUUUCACCUUUCCAAUUAGGGGAAAUGACCGUCGAGGAUUACAUACAACAGCUAGAACUACUGUUCAGCAUCCAUCUAAUCCUAACCAACUAUCCUCGUCAAAAAUACCAUUAUAUUCAUCAUCUAGAAGUGAAGUUCAAUCUUUUACAGGCUUAAAAACUCAGACUAUAUUAUCAUCAUCAUUGUCACAAAAAGUGUUGUCUUCCAUUAGGGCGAAUUCAGACAACAUUUAUUCUACUUCAUCAUUUACAUUUCCGCCAACAAAUAUUGCAGUUUUGUCUUUAGACCAGCCAUUGUUUUCAUCAACAAAAAGUGUGCUAUCGAGUGAAUCUUUCAUGGAAAUUAAAAGAAAUUCCCUUUUAGAUUUAUCAACCUCAUCAAUUUUAUUUGGAUCUCCAUUAUCUUCGUCAGCCAAUUCACAUUUUAAAUUAAAUCUAUUUGAUAGUUCUAGUUCGCAUGAUGCUGUAUCUUUAAAGACUGAAAAUGAGGCACUUACUUUACUGAAUGCAGCAUUGCAUAAAACUGUAACCUCAACCACCUCUGUUCACACUUCAAUACAAACAGAAAGCCUUAGAAACAUACAAAGACCUCAUGUGAAUAACUUGAUAUCUGUCGAUAGUUCGCUAUUUUCGGAAUCAGCAGAGCGGAAGGAUGUUUCUGACUCAAUAACACCAACCAUCCUUGCACGUAAAGACCAUUCUCGAUUAUCAAAUGGAGACAAUAUUCAUUAUCAAACAGAAGCCAGUAUAAACCAGUUGUCUAGUGCCUCAUACGCAUCAUCUGUUGUGAAUCAUUUGACGUACGAAGAGAAUAUAGUGUUUUCUCGAGAAAAUAACAUUCACACAGAUGGGCAUUUUCCAUCGUCUUCUAUUUCUUCAGAAAACACUUUGUUGCUUGCCAAACUGCAGUCAUUGUUUUCUUCUCGUAUUUCACAUUUUUCUUCAUCAUUAAUUAAACCUAGUUUAUUUGUACAACAAAGUAGUAGUUCAACUUUAACAGAAAGUUCAACAGUCUCCGUUUGGAAUAAUACAACUACAGCUAAACCGAAUACCCCGCGUACAAAAAGUUUAUUUUUAGAACAUCUUGGGCUAUUUAUUAUAGUCCCAUGUACAGUAUUAAUCCUAUGCAUUAGUUUUUGUUACAUCUGUAUCUGCAUAAAACGGAAAGUACAGACAAGAAGUUGGACAUGUCGACAAGAGGAGUAUUAUACGAAAUGUGAGAAAGAUUUACUCAUGACGUCACACCCACGUAAGAGUUUGUUUUUGGAAAACCCUGUUCCUGAUGAAGAGAUGCUUGAUGAUGAAAAUCAAAUGACAGAAAAAGAUUCCUUGCGUUUAUCUUUAGAAAUAAUUGAUAUAUGUUCAGCAUCAACUGCUUCUUUACAUGACAGUAGUGAUGGAUAUGUUAUCCCAAUCAGUGAACUUGAACCUACCGAACAUCCACAUUCAUCAGAGGAUACCAAAUUUUGAAAAUUGUGAGAAUGAUAAACAAGCUAGGAAUGUGAAGGUGAAAAUAACAUAGUUCAGUAGACUGUUAUAGAUCUCUGACACAUAUUUAAUCAUAAUUAAAAGAAGUCUCAGGAGUUAUUCCGUCAAAACUUUUAUAUAAUGGAAUAUAGUGUUUGUCUCGCUAGACUUUUUUGUACGUUACGUAAUCUUUUUUUUAGUGUUUAUAUAUAUUAUUAUAAGUGAUUUUGUGUUUUUCAUGUUUGUUUGGAUGUUAUACAUUUAAAAAAUUGAAAAAAGGAGGUUUUUGUUUUAGUGAUAAGCCACUUUUGAAAAAAUGGAAUGAUGUUUUAAUAUUUUGUUUACGAAAUGAGCAAUACAAGACAUUGCAUAAGAAUAACAUAAUUGUAGAUUUGUGAUCAAUUUAUUUUAAUCAUUUUUGAAUAAUGAAUUGUCAUCCCUAUGUAAAGUAUGG
Molecule: messenger RNA, 3303 nt
Organism: Mytilus trossulus (common blue mussel)
Lineage: Eukaryota; Metazoa; Mollusca; Bivalvia; Mytilida; Mytilidae
Product: mucin-3B-like
Exons: 9
Coding region: 213-2852 (879 amino acids)
Molecular function (GO): protein binding
Source: RefSeq, a predicted model, not a curated record